Panicum virgatum (switchgrass) is the source of this 1287-nucleotide messenger RNA. RefSeq names its product putative RING-H2 finger protein ATL71. The record is from RefSeq and is a predicted model, not a curated record. Gene Ontology annotation, biological process: ubiquitin-dependent protein catabolic process. The coding region runs from base 368 to 961 and encodes 197 amino acids. Gene Ontology annotation, molecular function: ubiquitin protein ligase activity. The transcript has 2 exons. NCBI's taxonomy places the organism in Eukaryota, Viridiplantae, Streptophyta, Magnoliopsida, Poales, Poaceae.
GAAACCGACCGCGGCCGGCGUCUUCCUCGCAGUUUCCUCCCGCGCCCGCGGUCCACCACGCCACGUCGUCGCCUUCCUCCCUCCGCACCACGACCACUUCCUCCAGCCGCGUUUCACUGCCGCUAUAUAAAACCGAACCAAGAUCAUCACCAAGAAGUUUCCCUGUUACUACCACACUGUCCACGGCCGAGGGGCGCACCGCCUGAUUGGUUAAUCACCCAGCUCUGGACCACCGACCUAGAGGAGCAGCAGCCAGGAGGAGGGAGGAGCAGCCACUGAGCCACCAGCGCCGAGGGUGCCACCGGUCCCACCGCGGCCGACCGCCGGGAAGGAGGAGGAGGAGGAGCUUGGGAGUUGGGACGGAAGGAUGCUUCCGGGCGUGGAGCUCGCGCGGCGGCGGCGCGUGUGCUACCGCGGCGACGCCGCGUCGUCGUCGUCCGCGUGGGAGCACCACUACCACCUCCUCCACGCGAGCGCCCACCGCGCGGGGGCCGCAGCCGUGGCGGGGCCCGCGCUGGCGGCGCGCGCCCGGCUCGAGGAGAAGCUGCGCGGCGCCGCGCUGCCGCUACCGCUGCCGCCGCCGGCGGCGUCGCCGUCCAGGUGGAGCCGGAGCCGGCGGCUGAUGGGAGAGCGGGAAGGGGGGCGAGGGGCCUCCGGCGCCGGGCGUCGGAGCCACCAGGAGCAUCAGCAGCAGCAGGCCGAGCUCCGGGCGCCGCCGCUGCCGCCGCCGGCCCCGGGAGCCUCGGCGGCGCCGUCGGGCGGCGCGCGGCGGCGCGCGGAGCUGACGAGGACGCUGUCGAUGGUGGACGUGUGCGCGGUGUGCCUGGAGGAGGUCCGGGAGCGGGCGACGCGGCUGCCCUGCUCGCACAAGUACCACUCCGAGUGCGUGCUCCCAUGGCUCGCCAUCCACCCGGAUUGCCCCUGCUGCCGGGCGCUCGUGCCCGCCGCCCUCGCCGCCUAGCGCGCGUGGCACCCGCCGCCGCGGCUGCUGACGUGGAGACCUGUCCUGCUCUGCUCCUCCGGUGACGUGGCAGUCCGGCACCACUGCAGGCGGCGAUAGCUGUAUACUAGCUCUUUCAGGUUUUUUUUUUUGGUUGGCUUGUUUUAUGUUUAGACUGCAACCAAAAGUUUGCAAAUAGUGAAAAGUGUAGAUGCAGGGUAGUUCCAUUCCGUGCCAGUUACAGGAGCUGUGAUGUGCGUUCGAAUUUCUCGAAAUUUGAAGUUUGACACGUCAGCUAGGAGAAACACACGAGGAAUUGUCAAAGAAAUUAGUGGCUACAUUUGACA